CUGUAAUGUAUGAGUCAAAGUGCUCUAUGUUGUGUUACUGUCUCCUCACGUGUGAGCUCACUUGUUGCAACUGCUGACAUGUUGCAGCUCUUCCUCAUUCAAAUGUAACAGCUACGAGUGAGUUACUGCAUGAAGACUCGUUUCCUGAGUGGGUAGUGAUCCAUUUCACUUGCGUCGAGCCUCAAGCUGUUGCGCUGCAGCACAUUUAAAGGAGAUAGAAAGUUUACUUCUUUAUAUAUAGAGAGAUUUUUUUACCGCUGGCAAGAUGGCUUUACAGUUUAAAGAUGAAUUCUGGGGAAAAGAAUUCAUCAGCAAUAUCGGCUUUGAGAUCAUUAUCCAAAGACUGAAUGAGGGCCGGCGAACAUGCAAAGAUGUGGAGGAGCUUCUAAAAAUGAGGGCUUCAGCGGAGGAGAAAUAUGGAAAGGAGCUGAUCUCCAUUGCCCGAAAAGCUGGGGGUUUGAGUGAAGUUUGCACUUUAAGAUCAUCGUUGGAUGAAAUGAAAACUCAAAUUGAAAAUGUUGGAAACUUGCAUAUUCAGUUAUCUGGAGUCCUAAAGGAGGAGAUGAAAAGAAUGGAGGAGUUCAGAGAACGUCAGAAAGAACAGAGAAGAAAGUUUGAAGCUACCAUGGAGAAGACCCAGAAGAGUAAAGUCUCCCAGUACAAGAAAACAAUAGAUUCUAAAAAGUCCUAUGAGCAACGCUGCAAAGAAGCGGAUGAGGCGGAACAAACGGCUGAGAGGUUAGGCGCCGCACCCUCAGCCACUCCUAAACAGAUUGAGAAGAUGAACAUCAAAUGUAAGCAGUGCAGAGAAGCAGCAGUGGAAGCUGAAAACCAGUACAGAUCCAACAUUGAAUUGCUUAAUGAUGUUCACCGGCAGUGGGAGUCAACGCACACUGAGAUCUGUGAGAUAUUUCAGCAACAAGAAGAGGACCGAAUCAACAUCCUGAGGAACGCGAUUUGGGUUCACUGCAACCAUCUGUCAAUGCAGUGUGUCAAAGACGACGAGUGUUACGAGAACGUAAGAAAUGUGCUCGAAAACUGUGACACCAUCACAGACAACAACUACUUUGUGGAGAGGAAUAAGACCUGCUCGACGCCCCCAGGACCAAUCGAGUUCCAAGCUUAUUACGAUAAUCAUACUUCAUCUGAGAAAAACGGCUCCCCUGGAUUUGUAGGAGAAGUCAAGAAAAGAUUUUCAAACCUGCUUCAAGGGACCUGCGCCACGAGCUCCAAAGAGAGCAACAAUGAGCCUGUUGCACAACCUCCGGUAAAUUCAACAGACGGCGUUUAUGCUUCCAUCCCUGGUGAAAAUCUCCAAAUGAACAAUAUGGAGUACAGGGCUGUGUACAACUACCUGCCACAGAUGGAAGACGAGCUUUCGUUAUGUGUUGGGGAUGUCGUGGUAGCCCUCGAUCAGGGCGAAGAUGGCUGGUGGAAGGUGCAAAGAAAUGGUUCUUCAGGACUGGUUCCAGGUUCCUACCUGGAAAAAGUAUGAUCACCAGCCGGAAAACAUGUAUUUCAACGUGUACAAUUAUCAUUUCAAACUACCUUGUGUUUUGUUUUUAUUGAAGUUACUGGUUUGUAGGAUUUUUUUAUGUUUUCACUUUGACCCCACCUGGUGGUAGCAAUGCAAACAGUGCACAGAUAAAGCAGUUAUUUACUGCAUGCUAAGUGCAAUCCUUCGAACAAAAAAACUAUAAAACCACAUUUGUGAAUUCAGUGAAACACAAAUAUUGUGGUUGUUUUAACUAGUCAUGAUGAACCCAAGCUGUUUUUGUUCACUGAUGGCUGGGAGAUUUGCAAAGCUUGUGCACAGAAUCAUGGCACUAAUUUCUAUGCAUGAAGUGUUUUUACUUUUUGUGACAAAUACCAUUUAUUUAAUGCUCUAAAACUAUCAAGAUGUUCUGCUGUUGUAGUGCAUUUGGUUUAUAGCUGUACAUAUUUCUUGUUUUUGAGAUGCACGCUUCAAAGAUGUUAUAUAUUUAAUGUCAAUUUAAUUAUUUGUUUUAAUAGAAAAAAUACUUGAUGCUGAAAUGAUGCACUGUGUUUUUUUCUAAAUCACCAAAGUAGAAAAAAAUAGAUGAUUUCAACAUUACAUCAGGGCAGAUUGGUCACAUAGGUUAUAGUCCAGGAAGUUACUUGGCUUUGGCAUUUGGUUGCUUUGCUGCAAGGUCAAUGAAGUAAGGCGUUGUCAAGUAACCACACUUGAGCCUCCUUAUAACUGUGUAAAUGUGCAAUAGUUAUUUAUAAAUCACAAACUGCUGUAGAGCCAUAUUAGGCAUUUCUGCUGUGUUUCAUGUUUUAUCUGGACGGAGGAAACCACCACAACAGAAACUGAAGAAAACAGAAAAUAUAUAAUUUAAUGUUUUACACUCCAUUUUACAUGCAAAUUAAGAUACUAAAUAACAAAAGACAAAAACAUUGAUCAAAACCAGGUAUAUGUCAGAAAAGAUAAACUAAAUUGACAACACUAUUGACUUGGGGUCCAAUAGUAUACUUUUUUUUUUAACAAUAUACUAGAAAAAGGGUCAAAUUUUCCCAAUUACCAAGAGUUAGUGUUAAAUAAAUAUUUGUUCUGAUAGUAAAUAAUGAAUAUUCUCAUUGUUUAAGUUAAGUAACUGAUUUAGAAUAUAUAUAAUAUAGUAGAAAGUUCAUACACA
Molecule: messenger RNA, 2660 nt
Organism: Oryzias melastigma (Indian medaka)
Lineage: Eukaryota; Metazoa; Chordata; Actinopteri; Beloniformes; Adrianichthyidae
Gene: pstpip1a
Product: proline-serine-threonine phosphatase interacting protein 1a
Exons: 15
Coding region: 266-1495 (409 amino acids)
Biological process (GO): actin filament polymerization
Cellular component (GO): actin filament; cytoplasm; plasma membrane
Molecular function (GO): actin filament binding
Source: RefSeq, a predicted model, not a curated record